AUGCAACUUAACUAAAUCGUGUGCGAUAGUAGAAUUCGGUACAGCGGAUCAAUUAAACUCGGGUUUUUCAUCGUCUCUCACUGCUGCUCAUGAGAUCGGUCAGGUUUUAGAAAUGGAACUCGAUUCAGUACCGUGUGUAACAAACAAAUACAUAGACAAAUACCUUAUGUCACCUUUACGAAACCAUCAAGGCCAGACAACGUGGUCCAAGUGUAGCCGUGAUGUAGCUAAAAAUUUCUGGCACAAAAAAGAAUGCCUUCGAGAUAAUACGAGACCGAAACGUCUAGGUGACGCACUUGACCAUUCCCGUUAUCACGACUUACCCGGAAGAAUAUGGAUCGCCAAAGCACAGUGCGAAAUAUAUUUUCAUGACAAAGAUGCAAACGUAGUCUCGUUGCUUGAUAUAUGUAAAACCUUACAAUGUGAAACGCCUCACAAGAAUGGGCAUUACAUCACGGGACCGGCGUUGGAAGGAACUUAUUGCGCACCCGGGAAGGAAUGUCGUGGCGGAGAGUGCGUUCCCGUUAUCGAACUGCCAUAUAUUUUUAAGCAUUGUCAGAAGGAUAAGUGGAGUGAAUGGAAGGAAGACACUUGUCAAAGUAGUUGCUUGGAAAAAUCUAAAGGCAUAAAAGUCAAACGACGAUCUUGCAAACAUAGGAAUCGCAGAACGGCGAAUUGCAAAGGGCCAUAUUACGACGUGAUCCUGUGUAAUGAUACUUUACUCUGUACAAAGAAACGCAAGACGAUCGACUCAUUUAUCGCAAUAAAAUGCGAGCAAUUUAACAGAAAAUUAUUCAUCUCGUCAAUGUUGUUCAAAUUUACGCUUGAACCAGCAAUUGACUCGAAUCAAGGAUGGCAGGCCGUUCAUGAUUUCGAGAAACCGUGGAUAGCCUGUACUGUACACUGCCAACGAGAAAAUUCGACUACUUUCGUCGCACGUUUGGAACUGCUCAGCAUUAAUGAUAACUCAUACUUUCCAGAUGGAACGUGGUGUCACGAGAAAGAUGGCCAGAAUUAUUACUGCCAACGACAUUAUUGUCUGCCUGAAAGCUAUUCUUAAGAAUUAUUGAAGGAUUAUCAGCACGUGCAAACAAAGAUCGAGGAAAAAGAAAAUUAUAAAACGCGCGUAAAUCAGUUUAGAGAAGUUGGUCAAUUCGUUUGGUAUCGAAUUAUCGCUUGCACAAUCUGUCGUGUUGACAUUUGUUUUGCGUAUCCUCUUUAUCUUGCUUGAUGGAGACACAGUAUUACGUCAAAUUAUCAAUAUCAAAAACAAAAUUUGUCGAUUAGCAGUAGUAAAAACAUAAAAAUUAAUAAAAGUAGUUGGUAAUAAUGAAUAUGUUUGCAAAAAAGGAAAAUAUAUAGCUAAAUAAAGUAGAGGUACUUUAAUUCAGUACGACACAAUAUAUCCAGAGAAAAUCCACGAGUGCGAUAAUGUCACUCACUAUG
Molecule: messenger RNA, 1446 nt
Organism: Linepithema humile (Argentine ant)
Lineage: Eukaryota; Metazoa; Arthropoda; Insecta; Hymenoptera; Formicidae
Source: RefSeq, a predicted model, not a curated record